UCAUUGAAUUGAGAGAGAGAGAGAGAGAUUAUUAUAUUGUGACAUUUAUGCUUCUCACUCUGAGAUCUAUCACUCAAGAAGCUUAGUUAACAAUUAACGUUAACUUAUUUUAAAUUGUUGAUUAAAUACUUGAUUCGUUUGUGUUGUUAUACAUUAAAUUGUCCUGAUGGUUUAUCAUUUUAAUUUGAUUCUUUCCGUUGUUUAUUUAUUGAUUUUCCUUUUCCCUGAUCAUCAAAUCUCCGGUUACAGUUAUGAUUCAACGAUAAUCAAUUGGAGCGGUUAUAAUUGGAGGGUCAAGGAGGGAUAUCGGUCACCUGGACCUAAUCAGUUCACCGUUGAUGCCGUUCAACUGACCAAUGAAAAUAAAACCCUUUCACUUGUACUCAAACCAAUGGCCGAUGGUAACUGGACAAAUGCUGAGAUUUACUCUGUUACCACGUUAGGCUAUGGUACGUACUCGUGGACGAUUAGCUCUGAAACAGCCCAAUUACCCGCUCAAGUGACCUUGGGUAUGUUCACUUGGGAGGACUGGUCAACAGAUACCAACAGUCGGGAGAUUGAUAUUGAAUUUGCCAAAUGGGGAAACUCAUCUGAUCCUAAUAACAUACAGUUCACCGUUCAACCUCACACUGUCCCUGGAAAUGCUCGUAGAUUUCAACUUGACCCUUCUAAAGGUCAAACUAAAGUUGAAUUCACUUGGUCACCUUGUGGUGUCUCUUUUAGAGCUAACAAAUUUGAUUCAGUUAAUCAAACUGAACAAUUUAUUAAUCAUAUUGAUAAAAUUAAUCAUGUUCUCAGUGGUAAUGAAAAGAUUCACAUUAACCUUUGGCUUUGGGCUUCGGAAACACCGGACACUAAGGGUCAACCCUUACAAGUGGACAUUGAAUCGUUCACCUUUACACCUUUAAUCAAUUGUGAUUCUAAUCUAAUUGUUGGAAAUGAUUCAAUUAUUUUCCCUCUUUUUCCUUAUAUUAAAUCACAUGUGACGCAAUUUAAUUCAACUUUCAUGCAACAAUCUGCAGUUAUCUUCGAUAAGGUUCAAAAACUCGUUCUCGAUACAUUUUGUACCUUUCGAUUGCCGAACUGACCAGAGAUUAUAAUCGAAACACUAAAUUAUCAUUUAAUUUUUAUCAAAAAUUCGUAUUCACAAAAGUAAAACAAUCAAGUUUAUCAUUAGUGUUAUGGGGAAAUAAAGUUUUAAUUAGGUUUCAUUUGAUUCACCGAUACGAUUGAGGAACAUUUUAAUCAAUUGUAAUUUAAUUUAACUUUUUAAUUCUUAAUUAAUUAAAACAAUUCCAUCAACAA
Panonychus citri (citrus red mite) is the source of this 1305-nucleotide messenger RNA. RefSeq lists its product as uncharacterized. NCBI's taxonomy places the organism in Eukaryota, Metazoa, Arthropoda, Arachnida, Trombidiformes, Tetranychidae. Gene Ontology annotation, molecular function: hydrolase activity, hydrolyzing O-glycosyl compounds. The record is from RefSeq and is a predicted model, not a curated record. Gene Ontology annotation, biological process: carbohydrate metabolic process. Bases 167 to 1087 code for a protein of 306 amino acids. The transcript has a single exon.